Messenger RNA from Vigna radiata var. radiata (mung bean), 1935 nucleotides. Its product is annotated as protein MID1-COMPLEMENTING ACTIVITY 1. Bases 588 to 1799 code for a protein of 403 amino acids. Gene Ontology annotation, biological process: cell surface receptor signaling pathway. Lineage: Eukaryota; Viridiplantae; Streptophyta; Magnoliopsida; Fabales; Fabaceae. The transcript has 8 exons. The record is from RefSeq and is a predicted model, not a curated record.
CCCUUAGCACAGAAGCCAACAAAAGGCUGUUUACGCAAACCAAUUUCUUCCAUUACUUGAAUUCCAUGUUCCUUAUUUUCAUCUGGUUUUUCAAAUUUGGCAUUGUUGUGUAGCGUGCGAGUCUUCCUUUUUUCUUUCUUCUUUCUUUUAAUUAAUGUUUUGCUCUGUUUGUUUAAAGCAAAAGUGUUCCGUUAUGUUACGUUACGCAUUGUAAGCAUGAAGCCUUGAAUAUUCUAACUGGUUUCUUAACUGACAACCGAGAUACUCUUUUUCAUUUUUUAAGCAAAAAAAAGUGAGACUAAUUUUGAUUAAAUGGGUGAAAAUAUCAGUUUAGUUCAACACUUUGAACUGGGUUUGGGGGUGAAUCAGAGAUUAGAGUAUUUGUCUCGUUGACACUCUCAAGAUUUGUUCAUUUUCAUUCUGCUUUCUCUUUUCAGGUGCUUGAAUUGCAUUUUCCAUUGGUUGCAGUGUCGAGAUCUUGAAGGACAAUGCUGUUUUCGAGAAGUGAGAACACCAUGCAGAGGAAGAUUGCAAAUUGUUGAGAUGUCCAUGUAAUUUGAAUAUCAAAGGUUGUGUUUGGAGAGAGGAUGGCAUCUUCAUGGGAAUAUUUUGGGGAGCUUGCAAAUGUGGCUCAGCUAACGGGCAUAGAUGCUGUGAAGUUGAUUGGGAUGAUUGUGAAAGCUGCAAGUACAGCACGGAUGCACAAGAAGAACUGCAGGCAAUUUGCGCAGCAUCUGAAGUUGAUUGGAAACUUGCUGGAUCAGCUCAAGAUCUCUGAGCUAAAGAAGUACCCCGAAACCCGAGAGCCUCUGGAGCAGCUAGAAGAUGCCCUUAGAAGGUCUUACAUUUUGGUUAAUAGUUGUCAAGAUCGUAGCUAUCUUUAUCUGCUGGCUAUGGGCUGGAACAUUGUCUAUCAAUUCAGGAAGGCUCAAAGUGAAAUUGACAGAUACUUGCACCUUGUUCCUCUCAUUUCCCUAGUGGACAAUAAUCGAGAAAGACUUGAAGUUAUUGAAAAGGAUCAAUGUGAGUAUACAUUAGAUGAUGAGGAGCAAAAGAUACAGACUGUCAUUUUGAAACCUGAGCCUGAGAAAGGUGAUGCUGUGGUGCUGAAGAAAACUCUUUCCUAUUCUUAUCCAAACUUUUCUUUCAACGAAGCUCUUAAAAAGGAAAACGAAAAGCUUCAAGCAGAGCUAGAACAUUCACAAGCAAAUAUGGAUAUAUAUCAGUAUGAAUUCAUUCAACAUUUAUUAGACGUGACAGAAGUUGCAGCUCAUUAUCAUUCAGAAAAAAAUAACAAGAAAGUAGAGUACAGCGGAAGCAGUUAUUCUGAUGACAAUGGUGCCAAAAAGAAUGACACUCUUUCCUCAUCGAGAUCAUCAGUUUCAGGAAAGGAUCUGCUAUCAACAAGAGGUUCAUAUAAUAGGGAAGACUGGCAUACUGAUUUACUUGCUUGCUGUUCUGAACCUUGUCUUUGUAUAAAGACAUGCUUCUGCCCUUGUGGAACAUUGUCAGAUAUUGCUAGUGUUGCAACUAACAGGCCAAUAUCCUCUGCAGAAGUAUGUAACGAAUUGAUGGCAUAUUCUUUAAUUUUAUCUUGCUGCUGCUAUACUUGCUGCAUAAGGAGUAAGCUUCGGAAGAUGUUGAACAUUAGAGGGGGCUAUGUUGAUGAUUUUCUUUCUCAUUUAAUGUGUUGCUGCUGUGCACUUGUGCAAGAAUGGAGAGAAGUUGAGAUCCGCAGGGCUUCUGGUCCUGAGAAGACUAACACAAGGCCUCCACCCUCACAAUACAUGGAAUCUUAAGCAACACCAUGAGAUUCACAUAGAAUUUUUUUCUUGUUCAGAAGCAAUUUGGUUAUUAGUGUUGUCUCAAGAAGUCAGGGUCUAUGUAAAGAAGUUUUCUGUUUUAUAGAAAUAAUCAAUCCAUUCAAUCACACAA